CAAAGCUGAACUCAACAAGUUUCCACUCUCUUUCCAUGGCGACACUCUCUCACUCUUCACUCCACCGAAUAUAUUCUCUCUCUACAUCUUCAUCCCUACCAUCUCCAUCAUAUUCAUUUCGUUUCUCUCUCUUCUCCAUCACCUCUCUUCCCACCCAAAUCCCACCAAACCCAAAGGUCCCCAUCUUGUCCUUUGCUUCUUCUUCUUCUUCAUCUGAACUCCAACUCAUCCAACCCACCACUAAGCUUUUACUCCAUCCCAUUUUGCUCUUCACUGGAUUUGACAGACCUUUGGACACCCAGACUUUUAUUGUCACUAUUAGUGUCUUGGCCGCUAUUGCUUUCUCACUGUUUCUUGGACUAAAGGGUGAUCCUGUUCCUUGUGAAAGGUGCGCUGGCAAUGGUAAUUUCAUUUUCUUUCCUUGUUCAUACACAAAUAUGUACUUGGAUUUUGGUGGAUUUUGGGGUAUUUUUGAGGAGUCUGGCGACCGGAAAAGUGCAGCUCUUAUAUAGACUUUCUUUUUGAUAAACGGUGAAAGACGAAAUGGGUGUCGGCCAGUUAAGUUUGUUCAGUGUUUAUGGUGAUCUCUCACUCUUUGUUUGGGUAAAAAAUGUAUUUCAUGCACACAUCUCUAGUUUGAAGGACCAUGAACGAAAUUAGCUUUAGUUUUGCUUUGAACACUUAUACAUUUGUCAUUGUGAUGGUGGUAGAACACAGAUAUUAAAUCACAGCAGCGAAUACAUGGUAUUGGUUACCAUGGCAUCUUCCUUUCAACUCCUAAACCACUAGAAAAAGCCUUUUUUGCCUUUAUUUUGGCAUGCUAUAAUAUCAUGUUUGUUUGCUAUUCUGGAGUGCAUAAAUGCUCAAAAUACAAUGGCAAAUAGUGUGGAGAUUUUUUGUUGAAGUUUUCAUAAAUCUAAUAUGACACUAUUGCUUGAACAUUUACCAUUGUGAUUUCAGCAAUUGUGGGAUUUAAAAAAUCACACCACAAAUGUUGAGAUCACAAGGGUAGAUGGAUGAGAAUUAAUGAUGACAUAUUAUAUAUUUUCAGCACCUUAAAAUAUUCCAUGAAGUUAUUUAUUAUUAUGUUAAGGGUGCCACUGUGAUUUUAACUUUUGUGGCAUUGUGCGCUCAUUGGGGUCGCAACCCCCCCAAAUGCUAAAUUUACAGGAUUAGGGUAUCUCUAAAACACUUUUAAAGUACCCAAAAUAAAGCUUUAGGAAGAACUCUUAUAAUCUACAAAGGUGAUUUAAACAUUUGAUUGGCAAAAUAAGAUUGCUCAAAAUCUUGAAACUACAAUGGUCUAUAUGGAUGAAAAUUGAGUAAAUGUUAGAUUUAUGCAUCACCAAGUUUGUUAUUGUUUUUUUUUUUUUGGUCAAACCAAGUUUGUUGUUACAAUUUCAUCACUUAUGGGUCUAGAGAUUCCCACGAAUAGUUAAGUAUUGAAACUACAGUGGAGAGUUUGAAAAGACCGCGAUGAAACAACUAUCCAAUAUAGCUAUUGCCGCUUUUACAUUAACCUUUGCAAUUUUAACGCAUGUGGGAUUUGACUUGGUCUCACAAAUUGGGCGACCACAAUGCCAAAUGAAUGGAGAAUGAUGGUCAUACUACAUUUAUUUCAAGCCAUCCAAGUGUAAAUGCAUUUGCAUUUCAUCAGAUUUAGGUGAUCCUGAAAGCAUUGACAUAGGUGGAUCCAAUCAAUUUAAGUUUUGUAUUUGUAGAAUAUAAUUUGAUUUGAUUGAUCAAGGCCAUCUAUCUUUGGCGUUUUAGGUGGUGAGGUGUACUUGGUGUCAAGAUCAAAUAGGAGUGCAAUUUUUUCUCAUUUGGUGAAGUUUAACAAUUCUGUCUUCUUUACUUCGGUUCAUAACAAUACAUCUGGGGCUAAGAAUUUAGUGGAGGCCUUGCAUUAUCGAUCGAAUUGUCCCAGUUCGAGAUGAGAUUGCAUUUGCCUAUGAUUGAAUGAGAUUGGAGCUUGGUGUAUAGUUGAAAUUGAAAAACAAUUAGUUAUGAUUUAGAAGAAAGAGAAGAAAAGAGAGAUAGGGGAAUAAUGUAAUAAGAUUUGUAUGUUAGGUGUGUACACCUUACCACUUAUUUACAUUAGUUUUGAUGUUCACAAUAGGAAAGAACAUAUUAGGAAGGUAAACAAUUGGGAGACUCUAAAUAGGAAAUCUAACAAUUCCAACACAUGCCGUCAAUCUUGAGCAUAUAGAUAAAAAAUGCCUAGCUUAAAAUAAAAACUACUAAAGGCGAAUCAUGCCCAUGGUAUAGUAAGAGUAUCACCAAGUUGGUCAUCAAUUUUGACUUAAGGAGUGAUAAUCUCCUUUCUCAUGAAGAGAUCCUGAAUGAAACGACAAUCAACUUCGAUGUGUUUGGUUCACUCAUGAAACACAAGAUUAUUGGCAAGUAGAAAAUGUCAUAAUGCAUCUACAUAGAGUACAACAUAUCAACUCCCAUUUUUCAAAGUAGAAAAUGAACCCAUAAAAUCUCACAUGCAGUAGAGCCCUGACUCAGUAUUCAAGUUCUUUCUUACUGCACCAAGUAACAAGAUUAUCGCCGCAAAUGUACAAUAGCCAGAAGUAGAAAAUUCAAUAACACAUAAGGUGGUUGACGGUUGAUAUAACAAUCCUCGACCUAAAGCUCCUUUCAAAUAUUGAAGAAUACAACAAAAAAUUUCUCAAUGGGGUUUAUGAGGAGUAUGCAUAAACUGACUAACAACACCAACAACAUAAGUAAUGUCAGAACGUGUCACAGUUAGAUAGAUAAGUUUUCCAACCAACCGUCAAUAAUGCCUUGUUUCUUCAAAGACAUCUUCCUUGUUAGCAUAGUUAUCAAAUCGUGUAUCAGAAGGUGUAUUAUUUUUUAAAAAUAGUGUAUUGUAUCGU
This is a messenger RNA of Ilex paraguariensis (yerba mate), 2882 nucleotides long. The record is from the annotation of a GenBank genome assembly. NCBI's taxonomy places the organism in Eukaryota, Viridiplantae, Streptophyta, Magnoliopsida, Aquifoliales, Aquifoliaceae.